Messenger RNA from Aspergillus piperis CBS 112811, 383 nucleotides. RefSeq lists its product as uncharacterized. The transcript has a single exon. The record is from RefSeq and is a predicted model, not a curated record. NCBI's taxonomy places the organism in Eukaryota, Fungi, Ascomycota, Eurotiomycetes, Eurotiales, Aspergillaceae. The coding region runs from base 131 to 343 and encodes 70 amino acids.
GGGAUGAUGAUGAUGAUGAUAAGGUAUGGGUGGCAUUGUAGAUGUGUUCAACCGGCCUUUCUUGUCAGCGCUCUACUCGUCUGCGGUCGUCGCCGUGCAGUGCUAGUCUACUUAGUAGUAGUUAGUGGUGAUGGUCUGGUGGCAAUAUGUCGUCGUGGCUGCUGUUGCGUUUCGGGCACCUUCAGACGACCGGAGAGGGCUGCUGCAUGACAUGCGUUUUUCCACCUGGGGGGAAGUAAAACUAAGAGAACUCGUUUGCAGUAGUGAGAAGAGAUGCCUCGUACCGCCAAUUUGCCCUGGGAGAAGGUUUAAUAAUAACCCGAAAGAACGAUGCUCUGGAUGAUGACGCCGCGGAGGCGUUUGAUUGGAUUUGGGGGCGGCGA